This is a messenger RNA of Bombina bombina (fire-bellied toad), 3161 nucleotides long. RefSeq names its product dimethylarginine dimethylaminohydrolase 2 (gene DDAH2). Lineage: Eukaryota; Metazoa; Chordata; Amphibia; Anura; Bombinatoridae. Bases 412 to 1230 code for a protein of 272 amino acids. Gene Ontology annotation, molecular function: dimethylargininase activity; amino acid binding. Gene Ontology annotation, biological process: arginine metabolic process; positive regulation of nitric oxide biosynthetic process. The record is from RefSeq and is a predicted model, not a curated record. The transcript has 7 exons.
UCUGAGUAUCUCUGAUCACCUGAUGUGUUUUUUGUCGGGUGACCAGUAUACCGUGGGCGCCUGGUAUUUCGCCCAUAACUACACUGACGUCCAUAAACUGCUGGGCGGACAUGUGGUUUAUUUGCACUCUGAUUAUGCUGCUCUCUGCCUACAACAUAACUACCAUACAUGUAUGUAAAUGUCAGCUUCAUGAAUAAACUAUGUGCUGUGGGAUGGUCGCGUUGUGUUACAGGAUCAAAAUAACCUGCUGUUUGGCUGAAUAUUUGCAGGAUGUGAAAUCGGGAAAGACAUUUAAGGAACAGAGGAACAGUCUCAAGUAACCCGUAAGUGGGAGGGAAGGGGGGUCACUGUAUCAAGGAAAGAAAAAGUCACACAGGCUUCCACUCAUCUUUUUUUGGGGGGGCACCAGACAUGAGUGGCCGCUACACCCACGCUGUGGUUAGAGGGGUGCCCACCUCAUUCGGCCUAGAGGCAGAUGGCAAAGUGGAUUUGGCAAGGGCGCAGAGGGAGAGCGGAGUAUACUGUGGAAUUUUGAGACAGAAGCUGGGAUUGCAGGUGGUUGAGUUGCCCCCUGAUGAGGAUCUUCCAAAGGGCCAGCUGACAGGGGACAUCGCUGUGGCAAUAGCGGACACUGCCUUAAUUACCAGUCCCUACAUACCCUCCAGGAGGAAAGAGAUAGAAGGAUUCCAAAAACUAUUUGAAGAGUUGAAGUUCCGAGUUUGUCAGCUCACGGAUGAAAAUGCCACUUUGGAUGCCAGUGAUAUACUCUUCACUGGUAGAGAGAUCUUUGUUGGGUUGUCUAAAUGGACUAAUCUCAGAGGGGCAGAGUUUGUGGCAAAAACAUACCAGGAUUAUGCCGUUUCGACUGUCCCAGUAUCGGGGGAUUUGCACUUAAAAAGCUUCUGCAGUAUGGGAGGCCCGGAUACUCUCAUCAUAGGAAGUAGCGACACUGCCAGGAAAGCGUUAAAGUUUAUGGAACAACUUACAGACCAUCAUUAUGAGACGCUCACUGUCCCAGAUGAUCCGGCUGCCAACUGUAUCUACGCACGUGUGGGUCCCAAACUGAAUGUCUUAGUUCAUCGUAGUGCGGAGGAAUACCCCAAUAGUGUCCAGGUCUUCCAGAAGCUGACAGAUUACACUCUGGUUCCAGCUGCCUGCUCAGAAGUGUCUAAGAUUGGGGGCUGCCUGACGUCCUGCUCUAUAUUAAUAAAUCGCAAGCUGGAGAUAUAGAUACUUAGUUAUUCAACACCUGUCAUGUAUACAUAUCACCCUCGGACUUAAGACCUGUGUAUAUACAUUUCUCUUUAUAUCGUUCUGCUAAUCUGCAGAAAAGCAAAAAAUGACAAAAUAAUAAUUAAAAAACCAUAGAUUAGCAAAUAAAAGGGAAAAACAAUAUAAUGCUUCACAUACAAAAGAGCUAGUUUGAAUGUCAUUGUAAUAUACAUUUUGGUCACUAGAUGGCGAAUUCAUUAUAUUCUAAAAAAAAAAAAAUCAUAGACUACAUAUUUUACACCAUAAAAGUGAAAUGUUUAAAUUUAUGUUUUUGACUUAUUUUGUAUAUUUUAACUUGUACAGGGAUUCACUUUUCCAUGCAAUCAUUACUGGCACAAAAGUGCUAUAAUGCGAGCAUACGACAGUAAGCACAGCCAGUGCCAGCACACAUAAGGCAAGGAAAGCAGGAUAAUAUAAGCUAAAAUAUGCAAAGUAAGAAAAAAGCAAACAUUAUUUUUACACAUCAGACAUUUUUGUUGGUCCAUAUGUGAUUUUGUUUUGUUUUUGUUUUAAGGUCAUUUUUGCUUUAUUUUUAUUUUGUUGUUGUUAAACUGCUCAUUACAAUCAUAUUUCAUGUAUCUGCUAACGCAGUAUGGUGAUAAUCUAACGAAACACACUGUGCUCAGUUUUAAAGGGGAAGUAUUAAGUGAUACUGAAUUCCAAAUCUUUAAGGUGCUAAAACAUUAAACCCUUUUCCUCUUUCAUCCUCCCCUCUCCAACAAACGGGUCCCCUCUUCCUCUGUAUUAUUGUUUCUUAUGAUUCUCUGACCUUUUUUAUUCUUUUUUUUUUUUUUUUUUACAAAUUCUUAUUAGUAUUUAACACUUAAAGGGACACUAAACCCAUUUUUUUUCUUUUAUGAUUCAGAUAGAGCACCAAUUUUAUGCAACUUUCUAAUUUACUCCUAUUAUCAAAUUUUCUUCGUUCUCUUGGUAUCGUUAGUUGAAAAGCAGGCAUGUAAACUUAGGAGCCGGCUCAUUUUGGGUACAGAACCUGUGUAGUGCUUGCUGAUUGGUGGCUAAAUGUAGCAGGGGCUAAAUAUAGCCACCAAUCAAAAAACGCUACCCAGGAUGCUGAACCAAAAAUGGUCUGGUUUCUAAGCUUAAAUUCCUGGUUUUCAAAUAAAGAUACCAAGAGAAUGAAGAAAAUUUGAUGAGGAGUAAAUUAGAAAGUUGCUUAAACUUUCUCGAUCUGAAUCAUGAAAGAAAAAAUUUGGGUUUUGUAUCCUUUUAAGUCUACACAGUUUCUCAUUCACUUUCUUUCUUUGUUAUUACUCUCUAGCUUGGUAUCACUCAUUAGCUUUCUCCAGCUCUUCCUCGCUGUUUUGUGCUCUUGCUUUCUUAAUCUCUCGCUCUCUCGCUCUCUCGCUCUCUCGCUCUCGCGCUCUCUCUCUUUUUCUCGCGCGCUCUCGCGCUCUCUCUCGCUCUCUCUCUUUUUCUCGCUCUCGCUCUCUCUCUUUUUCUCGCUCUCUCUCUUUUUCUCGCUCUCGCUCUCUCUCUUUUUCUUGCUCUCGCUCUCGCUCUCUCUCUUUUUCUCGCUCUCUCUCUUUAGCAUUUUCGUCCUCUCUUUUGUAUUCUUUAGCUAGCGCUCUUACACUCACUUUCAUUUGCACUCACGCUUUUUUGCUGUAGUACUCUAGCGGUCUCUUGUUUUUUCUUACUCUUGGCUCUCUCCCGCUCCCUUGCUUUCUCACAUGCUGUCAUCUCUCUCUUUCAUAUCCCCCCUCUCCCUAAUUUGUAUCUAACAUUUCUAAUCCCAUUUUAUAUAGAAUAUCAUCAUUUUCUCAGUCUCUCUUUAAACCUCCCCAUCCAAUAUAUGCUGGAAAUUGAAUUUAUUUUGUUUUAUAUCCCUCAGAAUUUAUAAAAUAAAUUGCUUCAGGAAUAUUUGCAAA